AGCAGCCUUGCACCUCAUGCAUGCAAAAAAAGUAACAAAAAACCAACAAGGGUGCAUGCCGUCACCCGUCUCCUCAGACUCAGAGCUGUGUCUCCCUCCCCUCCCUCCUGCAGACUGCCUGUCUGGGAUCUGUCCUCACUGAAGGACACUUUCACUGUCUAGCUUUAUAAGGACGCUUUAAUGAUGCGAGACCGCCGCCUGUCGUAGUGUGAUCAGCGGGAGGAGACAGAUUGCCUCAGAGAGAGAGAGAGAUGCCAUCGAGGAUGUUUGAGUGAGAGUGGUGCCGCUGCCUGCCGGAGAGCUGUCAUUUUGGUUAUUUUUAACCCUCUAUUUUCUUUUUUUUCGCUGUGUUCCUCAGAGACUUGAGCACCUAUCGGAUGGUGGACUGAUCAGCUGAAUGUCAGCUGCUUGUGGAGCAUGGGUACAACUGCCAGUGCCGCGCCACAGCCUGUUUCCGUAGCGUCGCCACUUGAGAGUGUCCAUGGCAACGGGAUGGCCGACAGCAGGCAGUCUCUUAGCAUGAGCCCCUUUCAGACAGUCAACAUCCACAACAACAAGGCCAAGUCCAUUAUCACCAACAAAGUCGCACCUGUCGUCAUCACGUAUAACUGCAGACAGGAAUUUCAGAUUCACGAUGACAUCCUCAAGACCAACUACAAAGUGGGUCGGAUAUCAGACGCUAUGCCCGAGCACUACCUAGUGCAGGGGGAGUACUUCAUGGUUCAGGAUGUAUACAGCAAGGCGGACGUCCUCAAUACCACGGGCAGCUAUGGAGCGCCCAACUUCCGCCAAGUCAAGGGAUCCUACCCGCUGUUUGGGAUGGGUCAGCCGAGCCUGAACGGCUUCAAACAAGUUCUUCAGAGGCUCCAGGCACAAGGACACGAGGAGGUUAUAUUCUUCUGUGUAAGAGAGGAGCCGGUGGUUUUCCUGCACAAGGACGACAAUUUUGUGCCAUACACCCCCAGGAGGAAGGAAAACCUACACGAGAACCUUCAUGGCCUGGAAAAGGAGGAGCUGGUGGAGAGCCUGGAGCUCACUAUCAGGAAGGAGCUCCACGACUUUGCCAAGCUGAAUGAAAACGUCUUCUACGUCUACAACGACAUCGAGUACUUCAAAGAUGAGCCGCAGAAGAUCUCCAUCACGUGUGAGGAGGACAUCCAUGUGACUGAGGAGGUCUACAAGAGGCCGAUGUUCACCAUGCCGGCCUACAGGUACUACAGAUUACCAGUGCCGAUGGAGGGAGCGCCAUUGGAAGAAGACUUUGACGCAUUUGUUAACAUACUCAGGGAGAGCCCUAGCUUGUCUCUGGGCCAUGAUGCGUCCCAGCCACUUCCUGCUCUGCUCUUUAGCUGUCAGGUUGGAGUCGGCCGCACCAACCUCGCCAUGAUCCUGGGAACACUUGUCAUGAACCGCCUGAAGGGUGAUUCACAACCACAAGUUGAGGAGACAGCAGCUUCAGAGCCCAAACCACUGUUCCAAGUCAUCCAGUCUCUGAUCAACAAGCUGCCUAAUGGACAGCAGGUCAUGGAAGAGGUUGACCAGGCCAUCACCCUGUGUUCAGAAAUGCACAACUUAAAAGAAGCAAUAUAUGAGAACAAAAGCAAGCUGGAAGGGAUCGGAGAAGAUUAUCAAAUUCAGGGAAGCAGUACCAAAGACUACUUUCUCAACAGAACCAUGCAGAGCUUGGAGUGCUACUUCUACUUGAUUGUAUUUAAUGCAUACCUUCAUGAACAGUAUCCUCUUGCCUUUGUGUCCAACUUCAGCCAAUGGAUGUGCUGCCACGCGUGGUUGUACAGGUUACUGGCUCGCAUGAAUUUAUCAGAGCUGUCGGCUCCGGCUGAGCUGGUCACCAGAGGAGCUCGCGUCUUGGUUGCCGAUGAGUGUUUGGCUCCUGAUGUGCUCAGCACGGUGAAGGAGAUGAAGGCGGUCAACUUCAGACGAGUGCCCAAGAUGCCUGUUUAUGGAGUGGCUCAGCCGACAUCAGAGGCUACCGGAGCUGUUUUAGCUCAUCUGACGGAUGAAAAACGGAAGCACAGCCACAUAUUGUGGGUCAACUUGCAGGAGGAGCUGGUGCUGGAAGCGAACGGCCAGAUAUUUACACCAAGGGAGCCGUCGUGCCUCGACCAGCACAUUCCCAUCCCCUCGUCUGACCCACAGCUAAUAGAGAAACUGGAGACGUCUCUGAAGGAGGAGAUCCUGGGAGCUCAGAAGUGGCUCGAGGUGACGCUGGAGCAGGAGAAACAGAUGAAGAUGUUUAAAAGCUGCCUGACGGUCCAGGAGAUCUUCAACCAGCACAAAAGCUCCCACCAGGGCCUCGUUAGCAAACGCAUCCCCCUGCCGGACUGCAGCGCGCCCAGGGAGGAGGAUUUUGAUAAGCUGUUGGAGGCCAUGAAGAGUGCCUUGGCUGAGGACUCUCACUCAGCCUUCGUCUUCAACUGCUCCAAUGGCAAAGGCAGGACCACGACAGCCAUGGUCAUCUCUGUUCUGACUCUCUGGCACUUUAAUGGUUUUCCAGAGUUUUGUGAUGAUGAGAUUGUGAGUGUUCCUGACGCCAAGUACACAAAAGGAGAAUUUGAGGUCGUGAUGCAGCUGGUGCGUCUGCUCCCCGACGGCCACAGGAUGAAGAGGGAGGUGGACAUGGCCCUGGACUCUGUCAGCGAGACCAUGACCCCCAUGCACUACCACCUGCGAGAGAUCAUCAUCUGCACGUACAGACAGAUCAAAAGUGGCAAGACGGAGAAGGAGUGCCAGCAGCUGCUGCUGAGGAGCCUGCAGUACUUGGAGCGCUACAUUUACCUCAUCCUCUUUAACACAUACCUGCAUCUAGAGAAGAAAGAGUCGUGGCAGCGCUCCUUCACGCUCUGGAUGGAACAGGUGGCUGCCAGAGCCGGAGUUUAUGACAUCCUCAACCAGCUGGGCUUCUCCGAGUUCGAAAACCCGAGGGACACGCCACUGGCCCGGCUGCGCUGCCGCUGGCAACAGCAAAACAUUCAGUCACUUCCUUUCCGAGGGGAGUUCAUCUGAGAGAGGAUCACUGUGAACGCACCAAAACAGUACUGUGUUUUUCAGAAUAAAAGACAUUAACAUUAUUAUGCCCUCUAUAUUUACCCCUGUAUUAUGCAUAGCUCCACUUCAUCUAUUGUUUGUGUUACUGCUUUUCAAACACACUAGCAAUGCUAACAUUUUUUUAGGUGUUUCAGUGUUAGAAAAAACAUUGCUCCUAUAGUAGAAGUUGAUAUUUGUGCCUUUGCCCUUUUUUAUGAAUGGUAGAACAUAGAAUUGUAAUGUACUAAUAUUUAUGUUGCUUUUUUUCCAAAUUAAGUUUUCUUUUUGAAAAGUUCUUACUUUUUUAAAUGAGACGGCCUUUUAAAGCUUCUGUUGGAACAAGACGAGUUAAAUGCUGUUAUGGAGGAGAGAAGCAAAUUCCACUGUGUGGUCGGCCAAUAAUUUUGGAUGUAUGUCACAACUGUUUGCUGUUGCAGGACCUGAUAUUUUUCUUAAGCCCUGUCCUUUUCUUCUCAGCACAGCUGCCUUCAGUGUCUGUGCGUUUGUUCGACGUGAGGUUUUCGAGAAGGUUCCCUGUGUACUUAAUGAAAGCUGUUGUUAUUUAAACAUGUCUUGUAGUUUUUUAAAGCCAGUCAGAGUGGGUGUUUUGAGGAUUUUUGCGCAAGAUGCUGUCAAUCAGAAUUUCUUUAGCUAACACCAGUAAUGUGGCCAUCUGUUUCUUUUUUUACAUUUAUUAAUAUGUGCCAUGAAAGAGGUACUAAUAGUACAGCAUGUCAGGAUCUUUUAUGCUUGUUUUUACUUUAAAGCUGUAAAUGUGUCUCUGUAUUUGCGUUUGUACACAUUGGAGAAAUGUUGCCCUAAAAUUGCCAUCAUAUACUUUCUGAAUAUAUUUUCUUUAAGUCCCAUGUCCAUAAUAUCACUUCUUUAAUGUGAUGUAAAGAACCAGAGUUUUGGUUUUUUUUGCCUACAUUAUUCACAAUGCAACUCAAUCAUCCAUAGUUCGUCCGGAGAUUUGUGUGUUGUGGUAGUAGUAGUGCGAAUGGCAUCCCUUUAUAACUAUACCAUUUAAUUAAUACAUUAUCAUGUGUGUAUCACUUACUUGCCCUGUGUUACAUUAAAUUCUUGAAGACUUUUUUUCUUGCAUGCCUCCAUGGUGAACCAUGAAUCCAAAAACUGAGAAUAUUCUUGAUGUAUUAAAGUCAUAGGGGUCAGGGUUUAACAGCAGCAAGACUACAUCAAAAAUUCAACAUCAAACUCUCACACUACUUAUGCAGUUUAAUCCAAGUGUCAUUUAUCCAGUCAUGUGCUCAGUGCUUCCCAAACAGACAAACCUUUCCAACAGGGAAGUGAACUAAAAGUGAACGUAAUCAUACUCUCCUCAAAGCCAGACUCCGUUGUCAAAAACAGUAAUUUUACCUUUGCUGAGGAGCUGUUGGUCUACGACUGCCUCCAUUAGUGGUUUGUUUGCGUUAUCGUGUGACUUUGGUUAAUCUGAAUUAACCCUUUAAAUCAUCAAAGUGACAAACACAAACAAACUGUUCGGGGCACCAGUAGACUAGCACCUCCCAUGUUCAGCGAGGUAAAAUUAUAAGUUUUAUCAGUGACAGGGCUUUAAAGAGAGCAGUUUAUUUUUCGUUAAAGUCCCCGUCGAAAAGGACUGUCCAUUGGGAAGUUUUAAGCAAACGACAGGAUAAAUGAGACUUGGAUUAUACUGCAGGAGAUUCGUGAGUUUGUAAAGUGAUGUUUUGAUACAGUUUUGUUGUUAAACACAGACUCUUAUGACUAAACUCAUUGAGAAUUUUCACCUCUUUUGGAUUCACUGGACGCAUGUGAGAAAAACUGUUUUUCUCACUAGUUCAGUGUAACUCAGGUUGAAUAAUUGAUGUACAAAUGGUAAACAUUGGAAAGGGACACAAGAUGAAUGAUUCACUGUUGAGAGCAAUAGAUAAUUGCAUUAUAAGCCAGUCAGGGCAAACACUGCGUCAUUGUUUUAGUUUAACACAUGCCAAUUAUUGUUUAGUGUGCCUACAUUUCCGGAAAAACUUUUACUGUACAGUAUUUCUAUAAAAGUUUGCUGUUUUUUUUUAUUAUUUUGUUAUUCUUUAAUUUGCUAAUAUGUGAUUAGUUGUAACUUGUAGCUCAAAAGUGUGCUUUAAAAAAACAUGAGUCCUGCCUUAAAAACCAGAAAGAUAAGCCAGUAAAUAAAUUAAAAAUCCUUCCUCCAGAUGCCUCUCAUUACUAUUUUUUUGUUCAAAACAUUUGCACUGUAUAUAAUAGAUUCAGACUAAGUGAGCAAAAAGAUUACUAAUGAAAUGGAACAUGAAAUAGCUGUUUUUAUGUUUAAGAAAAUACAAAUACAAAUCUUAGUGUGACAUGAUAACGCAAAAAGCUUCGGGCUGUAACACCAUAAUGUCUUAGCUGUGCUCUUAAUUUAAUGUUUGUUUCAAACAGGCACUGCUGAUAGAGGAAAUGCAUUAGCUUUUAGUCACUGCGUGUGCCAUUUAGUUUCUUUUUGGAGGGCUACAAUAAAUAAUGACAAUAGAUUCAA
Molecule: messenger RNA, 5554 nt
Organism: Plectropomus leopardus (leopard coralgrouper)
Lineage: Eukaryota; Metazoa; Chordata; Actinopteri; Perciformes; Serranidae
Gene: pald1a
Product: phosphatase domain containing paladin 1a
Source: RefSeq, a predicted model, not a curated record